CUAUUUUGCAUACUCACUUUUCGUCAAACUUGACUUGAUACAUCUCACAAAACACAAUUUACAAUAUUCUCCAACAAUAGAGACACUGAACAAGAAUAACCUCACUUCAUCUCCUUUCAUAUACCAAAGAAGAAUAAGAAAGAAAGGCUGGGGGAAGGAGAGAGAACAAAAGACGCAAUGUCCGUCGUCAACACCCCAGUCGACACAAACUCCAAAGGCGGCCCCAUUGCCGACUUUGCAUUCGACGAAUCUCUCAUCGAAUGGACCGUCCCCAAAUCCGACUGGCUCGAGAUCCACGACAAGAACUUCGACGGCGUGGCCACGUCGGCGUACAUUUUCGAUGCUCAGGGCCGCGUGCUGCUCGUGCAAAGGGCCGCGCACGACAGCAUGCCGAAUUUAUGGGAAACACCCGGUGGCGCAGUGGAUUCAGGCGAUGACUCUAUCCUAGCGGGCUGCGCAAGGGAAGUUAGGGAGGAAGUUGGUUUGGUUGCAAAGAGGAUGAAGAGGCUUGUUACGGAGGGGGAGGGGAGGGGGAAGUGGAGUGUGUUUACGAAUAGGAGUGGGACGAGGGUGUUUUGCGGGUUUGCGUUUGAGGUUGAGGUUGAAGAACCCCAGGGGGGGAAGGAGGUUGAGGUUGUGCUUGAUCCGGAGGAGCAUCAGGCAUUUUGUUGGGCGGGGGAGGAGGAUGUUAGGAGGGGGGUUGUUGGGGGGAGGAGGAUUGCGUUGAGUUGUUUGAUGGUGAGGAAUCGGUUGAUGGAGGCGUUUCGGCUGAGGAGGGAGGAUGGGGUGAAUGGGGGUUGAGUAUUCAAGAUGGGAUGGGAGAAUGUGAUGUUUGGAUGAGAAGGCUUGAAUGAGGUGGUUGUGAUGGGUCGAGAUGGAAAUGUAUGGAAUUGGACGAGAGAAGACUUGAAUGAGGUGGUGUAUAUGAUGAAGUUAGAACAUGUGCGAGAUAUAUGGUUAGAAGAGGACGAAAUAGAAAUCUU
Molecule: messenger RNA, 983 nt
Organism: Trichoderma harzianum CBS 226.95
Lineage: Eukaryota; Fungi; Ascomycota; Sordariomycetes; Hypocreales; Hypocreaceae
Exons: 1
Coding region: 178-801 (207 amino acids)
Source: RefSeq, a predicted model, not a curated record